AUGUCGAAUUUAGAACAACUCAAUUUAUAUUUUAAUUGUUCUCAUGAAAAAACAUUUGUUGAUGGAAAUGAUUUGAAAACAAAUAUUUUAUAUCGUUUACCACAAUUAAAGUCAUUUGAGUUUAAUAUUCGUUCAUCAAUUGAUUCUAUUAAUCAAAUUGAUUUACCAUCAAAUGAAUAUAUUCAACAUACAUUCAGAGAAUUUAAACAUAAAAAAAUUAUUUCUUGUGUUGAUUAUUUUCCAGAUUCAAACAGUGGUGAAUGUUAUGUCUGUUCAUAUCCAUUUACGAUGACGCGUUAUGAACGUAUUACAAAUAAUUUUUCAAAGUAUACCGCAAUUUGUGGAGAUCGUUACUUUUUUAACAAUAAAUAA
Rotaria sp. Silwood1 is the source of this 372-nucleotide messenger RNA. The record is from the annotation of a GenBank genome assembly. Lineage: Eukaryota; Metazoa; Rotifera; Eurotatoria; Philodinida; Philodinidae.